CACAAUCCACCNCUCCACCGCCGCCGCCGCCACCGCCACCAUCUCCUCCCCACCACCCAAUUCCAAAUUGACUACCCUUCCUUCUCCUUCAAGCCCACCACCACCACCACCACCACCACCACCAUCACACACUACAAGCUCUUCUCCAAUCUCUCCUCCUCACCCCUCACCACCAUCACCACCACCACUACCACCUCGUCCUCUUCCUCCUUAGACCUCCUCGCCCACCACCUCUCGUCGAGCGACUUCCGCAGGGCCGACGACGAGACGCGGCGCCUGCUCAUCGCCCUGGCGGGCGAGGCCGCGCAGAAGCGCGGGUACGUCUUCUUCUCGGAGGUGCAGUUCAUAUCGCCCGACGACCUCCGAGCCAUCGACCGGCUGUGGCGGGCCCACAGCGGCGGUCGCUUCGGGUACAGCGUGCAGCGCCGGAUCUGGGAGCAGAAGGCGCGGUGCGACUUCACGCGUUUCUUCAUCCGGGUCGGCUGGAUGAGGCGGCUCGACACCGAGGUCGAGCAGUACAACUACUGCACCUUCCCGGACGAGUUCAUCUGGGAGCUCAACGACGCCACGCCGGAGGGCCACCUCCCCCUCACCAAUGCGCUCCGCGGGACGCAGCUUCUCACGAGCAUUCUCACGCACCCUGCAUUUGACGAGGGCGAUGAGACGGCGGCGGCGGAGGAGAGCGAGAGCGAAGGCGAGGGUGCAGAGAUGACGAGGGAAAGGCCAGCAACGGUCAGGAGGGACUUCAAUCCUGAUUACUCCUUUUGAAGGUGUAACUAAGGUUGUGCCAACAGCACCAAAGAAGACUCCUACUAUAGUCAGUCCUACUGUAUCUUUUUAAUUUCUUUUUUCAGUAAAAGAAUCCUUUUUCUCUUUCUUUUUUUUUUUUUUCUCUUUUGCUCCCUCGAUCUGUAGUGUUUCUGGGAAACAAUGGGUACUCUUAUAUUUUUAUCA
Molecule: messenger RNA, 954 nt
Organism: Ananas comosus (pineapple)
Lineage: Eukaryota; Viridiplantae; Streptophyta; Magnoliopsida; Poales; Bromeliaceae
Product: tetrapyrrole-binding protein, chloroplastic
Exons: 1
Biological process (GO): chloroplast-nucleus signaling pathway
Cellular component (GO): chloroplast
Molecular function (GO): tetrapyrrole binding
Source: RefSeq, a predicted model, not a curated record